AUGGUAUAAACCAUUAAAGGUUAAAGAUAUUAGUUGAAAGCAUGGUAAUUUCAAAUUAUGAUCAUGAAGUUUGGUAUGGUGUGAUGCUAAUAAAGUUAGUAAAAUGACAGGUGAUGAUUACAAAAAAGUAUUUAGAUGUAAUUUAUAAACUCUUGAUAUUAAAAUAUCAACAUUCGGUCCAAUUUUGAUAUUAACCAUUAUAAGAGUUAAUAUAAAGCUAAAAAUGAAUUGUAAAAUAUUUUUGAGAAGAAUCCAAAUCUUAUAGAUGUAAAUUUUGCUGAAAAUAAUUUAAUAAAAAAGAUAUGGAUUUAUUAUGUGAGAUGGUAUUAUCUGUUUAAUUAACAUUUUUAGCUUUCUAGAUUAAUAUUAUUAUUUAAAAUCUUUAAGAUAAUUUAUUUUAAUUUAAAUAUUCUAAUUUAUUCUUUUACAAAAUUAAAUGUAUUUAAUAAUGCUUAAUCUUAAAAUUAUGCUUUAAAUAAAUUUAUAAUUUAUAUACAUUGAAAAACAAUUAAAUUAAAAGUUUUGAAUCUUAGUAAAAAUAAUUUAAGUAUAGAAGGAGCUAAAGUGUUAAGUAAAUUUUUAGAAUCAAAUACUACUUUAGAAUUUUUAGAUUUAUCAGGUAAUAAAAUUGGAGUAUCAGGUGGUUAGAGUAUUGCAAUAGCAUUGAGAAAGAAUUAAAAUCUUAAGUAAUUGAAUAUUUUCUUCAAUUUAAUUGGAUUUGAUGGAGCAAAAGAAUUUGGAGCAACAUUUAAAAUAAACAAAACUCUUGAAUUUAUUGAUCUUGGUAUUAAUAGAAUUAGAAAUAAGGGAUUAUUAGCUAUAACUUAAGGAUUGAGUGAAAACAAUUAAUCUAAGGUAAAUACACUUGGUUUAAGAUUUAAUUUCUUAUCAGAAGAUGGUAUUUUAAAUUUAAUAAAAAAAACAAAUUUAUAAGAGAUUUUAUAAAAAAUAAUUCAAUAACAGAUUAUGGUUUAUAUUGUUUAAAGAAAGGAUAUGAUGAAAUAAAAUCAAAUGUUAGAAUUGAUUUAUUUUCUAAAUUAAUAUAAAUAGAGGAAAGUAGACUUGAAAGAACAGCUUGGAUUCAACCUAAAUUUAAUAUACCAGAAAUAAUUGCAUUUUUCAAUAAAUUUGAUGUAGGAGUAAUUUUAGAUGCAAGAUUUAGAAAGGGACAAAAAUAUGAGAAUCGUAAAGUUUAACUAAAUCAUUUUAAUUUUGUUGAAUUUGCUGAUCCAAACAGUUUAAAUAGAUCUCUUGCUUUAGCAUCAACAAGUUAAGCUGUGAUAAAUGGUAAAGCUUUUAGAAUUUAUAAGGCAGGAACAGGAACUUUCAUAUGUAUUUAAAUAAUAAUAAUUAUUAGAUUUAAAAAAGAGUGCAAAGUAAAAGAAAGCAGAAAAUUCUAAAACAAAUACAUUAUAAGCAAAGAUGCCAGUUAGUUCAACUGGUAGAGGUCGUGGAAGGGGUAGAGGAAGAGGAAGAGGAAGAGGAAGAGUAUGA
Paramecium sonneborni is the source of this 1494-nucleotide messenger RNA. NCBI's taxonomy places the organism in Eukaryota, Ciliophora, Oligohymenophorea, Peniculida, Parameciidae. The record is from the annotation of a GenBank genome assembly.